UUCGAGGACUCAGACCCAGACAGAAGAAGCAGCGGAGCGAGGGAAGACGAGAGAGCCGCAGCCACAGCAGCAGAAGCAGAGACCCGGGGAGGGGCUGUUUUAUGUCAGGAAUAUCUCACACGAGCUUUACGCGCAGCUGUGGAUUGUUCUAUUUUGUAUAUUUGAUUUUUUUUUUCCACGCUUUGACGCCUCCCCCGAGCCUCUGCUGCGGCGGGAUACAGCCUCCAGGAGUGGAUGUUUGUUGUAACUCCCCGCGCCCCUUGUUUCCAUCCCUCGAGCACUGACUUACUUUGCACUGGCCGUUACACAAACCGGCGCCUCUCCCCUCAUCCUGCUCCUACCCUCCUCUCUCCUCUUCUCCUCCUCCUCUCCUAGUUUUACCCCAAAUCCCACGCGCGAGAGGAGACGCGACGGGAGAAGAUGCCCAGCUCGCUGUUCGCAACAGACAGCGGCAGCGUCCACCACCACCACCACCACCACCACCUCCAGCACCACCACCACCAGCAGCAGCAGCAGCAACAGCAGCAGCAGCAGCAGCAGCAGCAGGGGGACGCGCUCGACGACCAAAGGGCUCUGCAGCUCGCCUUGGACCAGCUCUCCCUGCUGGGCUUGGACAGCGACGACAACGCGGUGUACGACAGCAACGAGCCGCGCAAGAAGAGCGUCAACAUGACCGAGUGCGUCCCGGUGCCGAGCUCGGAGCAUGUGGCUGAGAUUGUGGGCAGACAAGGUUGUAAGAUCAAAGCUCUACGCGCCAAAACUAACACGUACAUCAAGACGCCGGUCCGAGGGGAGGAGCCCGUGUUCGUGGUGACCGGGCGGCGGGAGGACGUGGCCAUGGCCCGGAGGGAGAUCAUAUCGGCGGCGGAGCAUUUCUCCAUGAUCCGAGCGUCGAGGAACAAAAACACCAGCGUGAACGGGAGCGGCACGCCCAUCCCGGGACCCCCGAACCUGCCGGGGCAAACCACCAUCCAGGUCCGGGUGCCGUACCGCGUCGUGGGGCUGGUGGUCGGCCCGAAAGGCGCGACGAUCAAACGCAUCCAGCAGCAGACGCACACGUACAUAGUGACGCCCAGUCGAGACAAAGAGCCGGUGUUCGAGGUCACGGGCAUGCCGGAGAACGUGGACCGCGCCCGCGAAGAAAUCGAAGCCCACAUCGCCAUGAGAACGGGCGGUAUUAUCGAACUGCAGGACGACAACGAUUUCCACGCCAACGGGACAGACGUCGGAUUCGAUCUGCACAACCACGCCUCCUUGUGGUCCAAACCCGGCGCGACGACCAUGACGCCGUCUUCAGCGCGUAAACCUUUCUCAAACUACCGUAACGACUCCUCUUCCUCCCUGGGAAGCGCCUCCACGGACUCGUACUUUGGGAAUAGCAGCUCUCGUAUGGCCGACUACAGCCCCCCCAGCCCGGCGCUAAGCUACACCGCUAACAACAACAACAACGGGAACAAUAACAACAACAACAUCAACAACGCCAACGGGUUUGUUUACGGCAGCGACGUCAUCUCCCCAGACUCUACCAACAUGGCGUUUGACUCGUCGCCUACGUUUGACCCCACCCCCGCCCCCCCGGGACUGUUGUGGUCCCAGUACGAGAGAGGCGUGACCCCCACGUCGACCGGAGGGAGCUCCCCCACCUCCACCUCAGCCAUAUUCUCCGCCAAUAACAACAAUAACAACGGGAGGAGGGUGAGCGCCGGCGCCACCCCUCAACCGAGACUGUCCCCUCCCCUCCACAGCCAUACAGGGGGCGCCGGCGAGCACACGCUGGCCCGCAGAGUGCGCAGCGAUCCGGGCGGCGGCUCCCUCAGCUUCCCCUCCUCCUUCUCCGGCGCCAUCGCCUCCCUGCCCGGACCGCACCUCCCCGGCAUUCCCUGCGAUUCGUCGGCCUCCUCCUCCGCCUCCUCCUCGUCCUCCUCCACGUCGUCGGGCACGAGCAGAAAGGGGAGCCGCGACUGCUCCGUGUGCUUCGAGAGCGAGGUCAUCGCCGCUCUGGUCCCGUGCGGCCAUAACCUCUUCUGUAUGGAGUGCGCCAACCGGAUCUGCGAGAGGAGCGAGCCCCGGUGCCCCGUCUGCCACAGCGGCGUCACUCAGGCCAUCCGGAUAUUUUCAUAAGGACUUGUUUUUGUGACUGCGUCUCCGUCGGCGAGACCCUGACGAUAGCAACAAUGACUCUGUUUGUUCUUCUUUGAACCUGCUUUAAAGUGUACAUAGAUUUAUAUAAACGCACACACCGCCAGGCGCAGGUUUGGCCACGCCCUCUCGUUUAAUCUGCAUUUUUACCACAUUUCCACACACACGACAUCAGAUAUAUGACGUAACAAAUCUGGAGUUAUGUAGCAAAGAAAAAAGGUGAACUCAGCUGUUGUUGUUCUUCGCUUCAUAAUUCCGUUUCCGUUCCUUCAUAUAGUUGAUGUUUUGCGUGUGUGUGAUAAAUAAAUGUAAAAACGGCGUGGAGCGAGGGGGCGUGUCCGGGCCGCCGCGUGGUCGUGCGUGUAUGUCCGAGGCUGCAGUAUCAGGGGGGACGGGCCUCUUGGCGGGUCGUCGUCGUAGUUGUUGAUAAAAUACUGUAGCUUGGGGAGUAUUUUGGACAUCUAAGUGCAUGUUUUGAAUAUACAGCAUAGUAACUCUAUAGUUCUAGUAAAUCGUAUUCUAUAUUUAUGGAUCUUUAAGGACACGGUGGGACGAGGGAUCAAACCCAGAGACUUUUUAGACGCGCGGCUCCGCUCAAAUCCUGACCUACUUUCCCGGCGUGUGGGUGAACGCGCCGCACGGCUGUGAUAAUGUCGUCACGCUCACAGAGAGUGUGGUUUUGGCAGCUGUUUGCGUCUGUUACAUAUAAUUUAAACUGCAAACAACUCAUGAAAACGUCUCCUUCUCCUUCUUCCCAUCACCGCUCGGAUCCUCGCUCCGUUCUGCCGCAUGUUUGGCCACGCCCUUUUAUUCGAGUCUAAACAGAAGCAUAUGUCGGGAGUCUUUGGGCGCUUUUUCAAAAUCCACUAUCGCUCCGAUCUUUCCUGCCUGGUCCCGGUGGAAAAAAAACAAACAUUUAAACGCACGUGUUUCUCGCAGACCUGUCACGACGGCGCGUUUUGGAGGCGCGGUUCAACGUCGACGCAGAGAAACACCGCGGUAAACGAUAAUAUUGACACGAGUUAUGGUUUAAACGAUGCAGGAUAAUCCCACUGAGCCGUUAAAAGGACAAAUAAACAGCAGGAUGUGCCAUUAAUUAGCCAUAAAAGGGACGCGAUCUCCCGCCGCGGCUCAAAUCCGAUCGUUUUACGACAAAAACAAGACAAAUCGCCUCGUUCCAGGUUCCAUUUACAGAACGAUACGUGGAUGUGGUGAUUAUCGUGACAGGCGGCGUCAGUCUCGUGGUCAAAGCGAGGUUUAAAGUGCGGAGGAGGGCGCGGGACUCCUGCAGGACGAGGGCGAUACUGCAGCUGUGACCACGCGAGGGAGCGAGGGAGCGCCACGCGAGGGAGCGCCACGCGAGGGAGCGCCACGCGAGGGAGCGCCACGCGAGGGAGCGCCACGCGAGGGAGCGCCACACGAGGGAGCGCCACAAUCCUCCGUAAAUGUACAGAAUGACAUUCAUACAGAAGUAUUUUAUUGUUUUUUUUUACUUGAAAGUUUAUAUUUCUUAUUCAAAGAUGUUUACAGAUAUUUUAUUUUAAGUUCAGUGAACUUUUUGUAGCUGGGUUGAACUUGUUUCGUAGAAUGGCCUUAUGGUAAUCACUGUAUUAUUUGAGCGCGGCGGCGGCGGCGGCGGCGGCGGCGGCGGCCCUCACCUUGUGUUUGACAGGACUUUUUAUAGGUUUAGCAAAAAAUGUCUUUUGACUCUGCUUCACCCAGCAUAUUUUCUAUAUCAGUAAUAUAAAGCAUAUUUUAUUCUAUAUUAUUACAAACAUGGAAAUGUAUAAAACUUAGUAAAGUUGAACUCAAAGAAGCGUUUAUGCUUUCUAAAAUUUGUAUGAAUUAGAUGAGUGGGAUUACAGGCUUCUGUUGCACCACUAUAGUUUUAGUAAUUCUAUUUUACUACUUUUGUUUACCACUUGUUUAUGUAUAUGUAGGUGACGUUACUUGAGCGUAAAUGUACUUUAAUGAGCAAAGUUUAAGAUAAAGUCUAUUUUAUUUUAUGAUAAAGGGCCUUUAACCUCACGGUCGAUACUAAGAUUAUAUUUGCUGAGACAAGAUUUGAAAAUGUAUCAAGAGUUUUAUUUUUCUGACAUUUAAAGUUCUACAUGAUAAAAGUAAGACUUAAGUAAUGGUGCUAAUUCAUGUUUUUUUAAGUAUUUCUAUAUAAGUCAAUAAAAU
Periophthalmus magnuspinnatus is the source of this 4323-nucleotide messenger RNA. RefSeq names its product mex-3 RNA binding family member B (gene mex3b). Bases 421 to 2121 code for a protein of 566 amino acids. Lineage: Eukaryota; Metazoa; Chordata; Actinopteri; Gobiiformes; Gobiidae. The record is from RefSeq and is a predicted model, not a curated record. The transcript is spliced from 2 exons. Gene Ontology annotation, molecular function: RNA binding.